Molecule: messenger RNA, 2724 nt
Organism: Macrosteles quadrilineatus (aster leafhopper)
Lineage: Eukaryota; Metazoa; Arthropoda; Insecta; Hemiptera; Cicadellidae
Product: deoxynucleoside kinase-like
Exons: 6
Coding region: 171-1001 (276 amino acids)
Cellular component (GO): cytoplasm; mitochondrion
Molecular function (GO): deoxynucleoside kinase activity
Source: RefSeq, a predicted model, not a curated record
UGAGGUAUAGGCCUAUAACGGAAUACGGAUGGAUAGUAAAUUAAUAUUUUAGAACAUUAGAAGUGUCAUCUUCAUCUUGUUAACCUGUGGUGGUUCGUAGAGUGUAUCUAUUAGCCUAUCCAUCUAAAAGGUUACACCUAAGAUCUGCAAGUUGACACUGUUGACAGUUGAUGCUGCGGUCAUCAUUUAAGAAACUAGUAAUCCAAUCCAAGUCGUGCUUGCCAUCAUCAGUAACCUUCAAGAAAAUGGGUGCAGAUUGUAAAAGUAGCGAAGCUCAAUCAGAAGAUCACUCAAAGCGUCCAUUAAGAGUGUCAAUAGAAGGAAACAUUGGUUGUGGGAAAUCCACUCUUAUAAACUAUUUCAAGAAGUUUUCUGAGGUUGACUCACGUCCCGAGCCUCUAGAUUCCUGGAAAAACGUACAAGGACAUAAUCUGUUGAUGUUGACAUACGCUGAGCCUCAACGCUGGAAUUUCACUUUCCAGCAUUACGUUCAACUGAGUCGACUCAGUCUUCAGGUUCUGGAGUCGGAACACAAGAUCCAGAUAUUUGAACGAUCUCUUCAAAAUAACAGGUACUGCUUUGUGGAAAUGGCCCAUAAAGCCGGUUUGUUGGCAGAUCCUGACUAUGUAGCAAUGUGUGAGUGGUAUGACUGGAUUGAAAACAAUCUCGAUAUCGGUCUUGAUCUUAUUGUAUACUUGCGUAGUGACCCUGUGGUAGUGUAUGAGCGUAUGCAACGUAGAGGCAGACCAGAGGAGAGUCCUGUCAGUCUGCAGUAUUUGACAGAUCUACACAACAGCUACGAGCGUUGGUUGGUGGACUGUGAUCCGUCUUCGUUACCUGCACCUGUUUUGGUUGUUGACGUUAAUAACGAUCUCCCUACAGUACAGGCGAUGUACAAGACGGUAGAGCAGUACAUCUUGGGCCGCAAAGCUAUUCCAAACACAGGCUAUGUGAAAGAGUUCGGCUGGGGAAUAGACAGGAUAGAAGAAGUUACAUGCUAAAACAUUUUCUCAGUACCAGUACCUAAGGUACUAUGUGGUCUCGCUUUUGUUAUAUCAGCGUAGUGCUAGUAGUAACGUCUUUUUAUGUGUGGUUAGAAAUAAGUUUAGUUUGUUCAAACAAACAAAAAUAUGACAAGCAAUGUUUUUUGUGCAAAAGAGAUAACAAUAUUUCUAAAUUUUGGAAUUUAAAAAGUCUAAUUUUUCAGUAGAACCUUGCUUCAGAAGAAACCCGUACUACAUUUGAGGUGAAAAUGAGAAAUUUAAAGUAGGAUUUAAUUUUACAUAAAAUUUGUUGACAACAAAGGAAAACUAAUACUUCAUGUUCCUCCCACUGGUAGCAGAUCACAGAUUACACAAUCUAAGGAAUAAUAUAAUCAGUUGUUCCAUCGUAAUCAGAUUCAAUUGAUGGUUUAGUUCGUUUCCUUGUUUUAUCCAAGCAAUUUGAAGCAGAAAAACCAAAUUCAUUCACGUUCAAAAAACAGGUUCAUUCCUUAAAUGACACUUUUAGCCUGUCUGUCAGCUAACAGUCAGUUUAUAUAAUUUCCCUAGUCUGUUUCCUGUAAAUGUUGAGUUAAAAUAAAAAUUUAUCCAGAAUUUGUUUACUGAGAAUGACAUUUGACUGUUAAUUUGAAGAAAAAAAAUAAUUCCCUUUAGUCUGAUGAUAACUGGAACAGGGUUCUACUAAAUAACAAUAGCUCUAAAAUUAGCUGAUCAACACAAUUUAUUCUGACUUAAAACUUGCAUUCCAAAAGACGAUGUUUAUAAAGGACUAGUUUGAAAGUGCCUACAAUACCUGAAAGGUACCAAACUUAAUUAGAUUAUACUGUAGUUACUCUUAUUAGGUAUCAACAAACUAUAUUAGAUUAUGUGAAAUAUAAAAUAUAGGCUUAAUUUUGUGUGUUUUUCAAUGUUAUCUAGGGAACAAAAUGUAAAAAUUAUCAAAUUGUGAGAUUUCUGAAAUUAUGUAUAUACACUUUGACAAACAGCAUUAAUGUAACUAAAAAUGUCCAAAUAAUUAUAAAUAACAUUAACAUUAUUGAUUUAUUGUUUCUGUGUAAAUUCAUGUUACCUAAAGUAUUUAUUUUUCAUUACUUUUACCAUUCAUGUUACCCAAGGUGUUUAUUUUAUUUGUCAUUCCAUUUACCAAAUUUCCCAUAAAACCCUGCAACUAUUUUUUAGAGAGUCAAACAUAAAUGAAACUCAAAGAAAACAAUUUUUCACAGGGUAAAAUCAUCAUUUUUAUCCUGGUAUCAUGUAUAGUCAAGAAUAGUCAAGUAUAGAGUAAGACUAAAUGUGAGAUCUGAGUAAGCAAUACAAUUGUUUGCUAUUUGCUACAAAUUAUUUUUAGCAUAAAUAUUACAAGAUGCUUCUGAAACAACAUAAUUUGUGCAAUAUUAAAAAUUACUAAAUACAAAGAUUAUAAAAUUUGAUUUUAAGGAGAUAGAUAAAUAUUUUUUCAAGUGUUUUUGUAAUAGUCGGACAAUAGUUAUAUAGCAAUAAUUUAAAAAAUUGUAAUUUUAGCUAAGUAAUAAUAAAUUUACAAUUUUUAUCUUAUUUGUUGUGCUUCUGUUAUGAAUGCUAUGAUUUCAUUCUUUUGCUAUAUUGAUUUUAUCUACAGACAACUUGGGAGAGAACAAUAAACAAGUAGGGUUAUAGCCACCUCUAAUACAAAGCCGCGUCGGUUGGGCUCUAAUACGCCGGCAUGCCUAAUGCGAUGGUAAUA